GUUCUUAUUAUUUUGCUAUGAUUCAUGCAAAUUGUACUGUAUGUAGUUGUUAGGAAUACAAUCAGUUACAUCAUCUUAACCUCAAGAUUUUCUGAACAGCAUUCUGAUGUUAGCUAAUUAAACAGCAAUGUCUGAUUAUAAGUUUAUAAACAUUUGAAAAAAUAUAGUUAAUCUGUUCUCUUAAUAAUGUGUGAUUUUAAGAAUACAAAUAUUACUUUGAUGUUUAAUUCCUCGUUUAUUAUAUAAAACAUGGAUCCAGAAGUUAAAUAUCCACAUUUACUUGGUAGUUUGUGUGCACAGAUAGCAAUUAUUAUAUAUUUAUUCGUAAAACAAACUAAGUAUGUUGGCUCUGAUAUUAUUCAUUUUUGACUGAGAAAUAAAUACAGUUUUAUACUCUAUAAGUUUUAGAUCCACUAUUCACAUAUUUUUGUAAUUUGUGAUAGCAAAAAUUAAAUUAUUUUAACCAGUAAAAAAAGAAAGCAUUAAUAAACUCAAAGCUCUACACAUUUAAGCUAUUUUCUAACUACAAAGGGUUUUUAAAGAAGUACCUUGCCAAUGGUGGAUUCCAAUAACUGAUAUUCUUUAUUAAUCAUAAAAAACCGUUACAUUAAUUUUAACCAGAAUAAAAUGUUUUAUGAGGAAAACAGGUUUUCAAUGUAAUAUGAAAAUACUCUGGGAGAUACUCAUGUAACUUGCUACAAUCUGAAGUUCACAAAUUACUGCAUGAAAGUAUACAGAAAUGGUAUUUUAGUCAUAUUUUUUCUAGUAUAUAAUGGAGCCCACAUUUUGUAUUUCUCCGACCUAUUGGUAGAGUCUUGAAAAUAAUUUAAAGCUCAUUUGAAUUGAUGUAGAAAUUGAAAUAUAUCAUGCUAUUUAUUUUUACCUAUAGUGCGUUUGUCAGAAUAACUGGAAAAUUAUAAUUCUAUAAUUAAAAAAAAAGUAAAAAGGCAGUGGGAAGAUGUGACUUACUUUUGAAUAUGAUGAUCAUUCAAAGAUGACUGUCUUGCCAUUUCUCUUAGAAUGCUUCUGGUUUUAAUGAUUUGAAGAAGGAUGUGAAUUCUUUGAGAACUGUAACCAUUUUGUGCCCCACCCCCCACCGUGUAAACCUACAGCUCUUUACCAUAGUGUACUUACGUGCUCUGAAAAUUUCUGUUGAAUGGUUGAUUAUAUGGGUGAAUAAAUGAGUAUUUAAGACAUGAGUGUAGAAGAAGUUGUGGCACUUAGGAAUGAAGGGGAGGGGUACCUAUUAAAAAUGCAUUUAUAUAAAGAUUGCAAGAAAGGCUUGAAAUUACACGCGGGGCCUUUAAAAUACAGCCCAGCAACUAUCAGACAACUCCAAAGAAUUAUGGGAUCAGGUGAUAGGCUGGUAGGAUCAAGUGAGAAGCUGGUUGGUCCUGAUUGGCUGGAGGCAGCAGCAUUCCAGUAGCUGAUUGGCUCCACACGAUCCCGUGAGGCUGCUUGCGUCACCACACAUCGAAGCUUCUGGUGGUAGCCCUCCGUAGAGGUCAGAGCCCACCUGAGGACUUCACUGACUGGAGCGAAAACCUACGUCCUCAUUUCUCAGAGCUCUCCUUAAGAUGAGUAAUAAUGGUUUUGUUAGCUAUGGCAGCGUCUCUGCUGUGGGUGGAGCUAUUGGAAGCAAUGAUCAACCAUUUCAGGGUGGUGCAGCUCCUGCUACUAAGGCCCCAAGAUCCAGGGUCCGAAUCCAGGAUAUUAUACCUUGUUGUGUAAACCAGCUGCUCACCUCCACCCUGGUUGACAAUGUCUUCAAGAUUAGGGGAAUUCAAGUUUCCCAGGCCUCUGUUGUGGGGAUAAUCAGAAAGGCAGAGAGGGCUUCCAACUACAUUCUUUACAGAAUUGAUGAUAUGACCACCAAGCCUUUUGAGGUCCGCCAGUGGCUCGGAAGAAAUAAAGCAAAACAGGGGAUGUCUCUUCUUCCAGUGGGAGUAUAUGUCAAGGUGAUCGGUAUCCUCAAAUGUUUUAAAGAAGUAAAGGGCCUCAAGGUAUUGAAUAUCCGAGUCCUGGAGGACAUGAAUGAGUUCACCACACAUAUUCUGGAAACAGUCAAUGCACAUAUGAUGCUGGAUAAAGCCCACCAAGUGGCCUCUGGGCCCAGUGCGCCUGUUGUCCCAUCAAAAAUAGAUGAGGUCCAGAAAUAUGGGGAGUACUACCACCUCGACUUCAUCCACAAGGAAGUUCUGCGUUUGAUCCAUGAAUGUCCUCAACAGGAAGGGAAAAGUGUACAUGAGCUCCAGACCCAGCUUCACAGCCUGAGCGAGAGGGCCAUCAAGCAAGCCCUUGAGUAUCUGACCGUUGAGGGCUACAUCUACUCCACUGUGGACGAAGAGCAUUUUAAAUCUGCUGAUUGAAGCGAUGAAAAGAUUUUUCAUUUUCCAAAGAUCCUUGCCUCCAUCUGUGAGUGAGUUUAACCUGUUGACUUUUAGGAAGUAGAUUUUUUCAACAAAAUAUCUCAACUGGCAUACUUUGGAAACUCACUGCUUUUCCAAAUGCUUUGAAUUUUUCUGUUUUUCUAACUGUGUUUAAAGCUCAGAUGGAGAUGGUGAUGGAUAAAUUGACUGGACUUUUUGUAGGAUUUACCAGCAAGAAAAUGAAAACAGUCCUGGAUGAAUGAAUUUGAGAGAGAAAAGGUACAGAAAGAAAUUGAAAAUUAUUAUUUGUUGUGUGGGAGUUUCUUGUUUUGAAAUAUCCAUGUAUUUGCUGAAUAUAGAUGCAGUCAGGGAACCAGUUAAGAGAGAAAAACAAAAAUUCUGUUGUUUUUACAUUAGACUUAUUUUCUGUGUUUGGAUUUAGCUUAUACUCCUAUUAUCUCUUGCUAAAUAUAGUAAUUGAUUAAUCUGAAUGUGCUAAAGAGAGCAAUUUAUGAAUUCAAAUACUCAGUUCAAUAUUGAUUGAGCUGCUCUUAUUACCAUAGAUUUGUUUUAAAAAAAUAAAAUUAUGUUAUGUUUAAUUGCUCUUAUUACCAGUUUUAUGUUUUUUAAAAAAUAAGAUUAUACUACUUUUAAAUGCCAGCUCUUAUUAACAUAGGUUUAUGUUAAAAAAUAAGAUUAUAACUAAAUAACAGCAAACGUAGAUUGCACUAUGUUCAAGUAUACUGUUUAAAAAAUAAAAUUAUACUAUGAACAUUUUUUUCUUAAAGUAUGAUGAGGUGAUUAUUUCAAAUAUAAUGUGAUAUUUGGAUUAAAUUACAGUCUAUUGUAGUUGCAUGGUACAUGGAUACCAGACUUAAUGUGAGUUUGAUGUUCUUAUGGAUUCUGUAUAGUACUAAAUGCUCAGUUUUAUUUGUAACAAAGGUUUAUUCUUACAGGUUAAGCAAACAAUUAAAAUUAAUUAUAGGAAUAUUAAGGUUAGUAAAUGAAAUCUUAUUUGAACAUUUUAUUAAAA
Ailuropoda melanoleuca (giant panda) is the source of this 3402-nucleotide messenger RNA. It is a transcript of the gene RPA4, whose product is annotated as replication protein A4. Lineage: Eukaryota; Metazoa; Chordata; Mammalia; Carnivora; Ursidae. Gene Ontology annotation, biological process: double-strand break repair via homologous recombination; DNA replication; nucleotide-excision repair. The transcript has a single exon. Gene Ontology annotation, molecular function: single-stranded DNA binding. The record is from RefSeq and is a predicted model, not a curated record. Bases 1578 to 2369 code for a protein of 263 amino acids. Gene Ontology annotation, cellular component: nucleus; DNA replication factor A complex; chromosome, telomeric region.